This is a messenger RNA of Oryza brachyantha (malo sina), 3069 nucleotides long. Its product is annotated as potassium transporter 18. Gene Ontology annotation, molecular function: potassium ion transmembrane transporter activity. Bases 470 to 2848 code for a protein of 792 amino acids. Gene Ontology annotation, cellular component: membrane. NCBI's taxonomy places the organism in Eukaryota, Viridiplantae, Streptophyta, Magnoliopsida, Poales, Poaceae. The transcript has 10 exons. Gene Ontology annotation, biological process: potassium ion transmembrane transport. The record is from RefSeq and is a predicted model, not a curated record.
ACCAAAUGCUGCCAAAUCUUGCAAUUUCUGGCCCCUCACGCACACAAGAAAAACGCGAACUAAUUCUGGAGAGAGAAAAAAUCCAAUCUUUCCUCCCCCUCGCAGGCACAGCCCACAUCCCUGUCCGGAAUAAUGCUCUCGCGCGAAUUCCUCACAUCUCACCAUCUCUUCCUCCUAUCCACAAGCCAGCGGCGCCUCCGCCUAUGGGUGAUGUGUUCUUGAUCAAAAUCCCAAGGACGGACCGGUCCGCCGAAUCUGCCCUGUGGGUUAGAAAGUGUGAUCAAAAUCCCAUCUUGCCGAUGGUUUCGGAGGAUUGAUGUUCUUGGAGAGCGAAUCGGGGGCAAGCUCUGAUCCCGCCGUCCUGUGGCGCGAGUGAGCCCGUCAGCCUGGAACUCGAGAAUUUCUCGCCUCUUUCCAUGUGUUGCCAGUUUGUAAAAUUCUGCUGUUGAUUUGUUUGCACUCUGAACCCAUGGAGAUGGGUUCAAGAAAUGAGCAUUCUGGUAAGGGGGCAAUGUGGGAGCUGGAACGGAAUCUUGAUCAACCCAUGGAUGCAGAGGCUGGGAGACUGAGGAAUAUGUACAGAGAAAAGACCUAUCCAACAAUUUUGAUGCUACGACUAGCUUUCCAAAGCCUUGGUGUGGUAUUUGGAGACUUAGGCACAUCACCUCUAUAUGUUUUCUGCAAUAUCUUUCCUCAUGACACCAUAGAAGAUACAGAACAAGUUAUUGGAGCGCUCUCCCUUAUAAUCUACUCCCUGACACUCAUUCCACUUGUUAAAUAUGUUUUCAUUGUAUUGAGAGCAAAUGAUAAUGGGCAAGGUGGAACAUUUGCUCUUUAUUCACUUCUUUGCCGUCAUGCAAAGAUAAAUAUUAUUCCAAAUCAACACAGAACCGACGAAGAGCUAACAACAUACAGUCGUCGUAGAUAUGAAGAGAAGUCUCUUGCUGCAAAAAUCCAAAGAUGGUUAGAGGGGAACCAAUUCAGAAAGAAUGUAAUUCUUAUUCUUGUACUGUUCGGAACUUGUAUGGCUGUUGGAGAUGGAAUACUCACUCCUGCCAUAUCAGUUCUUUCUGCGACUGGUGGAAUACAAGUCGAAGAAACCAGAAUGAGAAAUGAUGUCGUUGUAAUUAUCUCCGUGGUGAUAUUGAUUGGACUGUUCAGCAUGCAGCACUAUGGCACUGAUAAAGUCAGUUGGCUCUUCGCACCAAUAGUAUUUGUUUGGUUCAUAUUGAUUGGGGUCCUUGGUGCUGUAAACAUUUGCAAAUAUGAUCAUUCGGUUCUUAAGGCUUUCAAUCCUAUCUAUGUAUAUCGUUACUUUAAACGAGGGAAGGAUAGUUGGGCUUCUUUAGGUGGAAUUAUGCUCAGCAUAACAGGCACAGAAGCACUAUUUGCAGACCUUUCAUAUUUUCCUGUACAAGCUAUUCAGAUUGCUUUCACUAUGGUUGUGUUCCCAUGCCUUCUUUUGCAAUAUACUGGUCAGGCUGCGUUUAUAGCUUCAAACAAAUCACAAGUCAACCAUGCUUUCUAUUAUUCUCUUCCAGCUUGUAUCCUUUGGCCAGCAUUUGUCGUUGCAACAGCGGCUGCAAUAGUUGCUAGUCAGGCCACUAUAUCUGCAACAUAUUCGAUUAUCAAGCAAGCACUUGCCCUAGGGUGCUUUCCACGAGUGAAGAUCAUCCAUACUUCCAAGAAGUAUCUCGGCCAGAUAUACAGCCCUGACAUUAAUUGGAUCCUGAUGGUUUUCUGCAUAGCUGUCACCGCAGGGUUCAAAAAACAGUCCCAGAUUGCAAAUGCGUAUGGCACUGCCGUGAUCAUGGUCAUGCUUGUGACAACAUUUCUGAUGAUCCCCAUCAUGCUGCUGGUGUGGCGCAGCCAUUGGACGCUGGUCGUCAUCUUCACCGUGCUGUCGUUGCUCGUCGAGAUCCCGUACUUCUCUGCCGUCGUGCGCAAGAUCGACCAGGGCGGCUGGGUGCCGCUGGUGUUCGCCGCAGCCUUCCUGAUAAUCAUGUACGUCUGGCACUACGGCACCCUGAAGCGCUACGAGUUCGAGAUGCACAGCAAGGUGUCCAUAGCCUGGAUCCUGGGGCUCGGUCCAAGCCUUGGCCUUGUCAGGGUCCCCGGGAUAGGCCUGGUGUACACCGAGCUCGCCAGUGGCGUCCCUCACAUCUUCUCGCACUUCAUCACCAACCUGCCGGCGAUCCACUCCACCCUGGUGUUCGUCUGCGUCAAGUACCUGCCGGUCUACACCGUGCCGCUGGACGAGAGGUUCCUGGUGAAGAGGAUCGGCCCCAAGAACUUCCACAUGUUCCGGUGCGUCGCGCGGUACGGCUACAAGGACAUCCACAGGAAAGACGACGACUUUGAGAAGAUGCUGUUCGACAGCCUGCUGCUCUUCGUCAGGCUGGAGAGCAUGAUGGAGGAGUACAGCGACUCCGAGGAGUACAGCACCCGGGAGCUCAGCAAUGGCGUGACCACCACCAGCUCCAUCGUCAACAACAACAACAUUGAGCAGAUGAACUACACGUCCUCCCAUGACUCCAUCGUGCCGGCGCAAUCCCCCUCCAACAACACAGGCAGCAGCAGCCAGGUGGCGCCGGCGCCGGCGUCGGGGCAGGCGGCGUUCCAGAGCGUCGGCGACGAGAUCUCGUUCCUGAACGCGUGCAGGGACGCCGGGGUGGUGCACAUCCUCGGGAACACGGUGAUCAGAGCUCGCAGGGACUCGGGGUUCAUCAAGAAGCUGGCCAUCAACUACCUGUAUGCUUUCCUAAGGAAGAUCUGCAGGGAGAACAGUGCCAUCUUCAAUGUGCCCCAUGAGAGCUUGCUCAAUGUUGGGCAGGUCUUCUACGUGUAAUAUACUGCAUCAGAGUUGGAACAGCUUGCAUCGAUUCCUGCCCAUCUGUCUGCAUCGUAUUGUGCAUUCAUAGCAUGAGAGUUGUAUUGUUGCAGAUGGUGUGGUAGACCCAUGCAGGCUUGCAACAUGUGUUAUUCAGAGCUCUGUCACUAUUGCAGGACUUGUUUUAAUGACACAAGAUAUGAUGUUCGACAAAAUAAACAAGUCCCUGAUCCCUCGAA